AUGCGACUGUCCGCGAAACAGGUAGACAACUGUUAUAACGAGGCAUUAUUGGCAUUUGUUUACUGCCGUUACUAAGGAAUGCAUUUAUAUUUAUCUCACGCAAACGUAACGGUAUUACUUCUGUGUAGGUGUUCGGAAAAAUUGACAAACGCAUAUAUGCGUCCUUAGUCCAUGCCGGACACUUACAGAAAACGCAUAUAUGUGUCCUUAGUCCACACCGAUAGCUUUCGCCAGACGCAUAUAUGCGUCCAUAACACUCUAAGGAUUAAAAUAAAUAAUCGCGACGUAACGGUUUCCAUAGACCGAUUAAAACCCGCGUUUAUAGUUCCGGAUGACCUAGAGAAACAAACCGCCGAUUCUGGUAACGUACUGAUUCCGACGAAAACAGUGCAAGCGACAACGAUCGAACCGCGGAAGAAAACACUAGGAAUAGAUACGUUACGCGGUCUGGUUUCUGGCAGGUUUCGGGUAAUAGUCGUAAAUUGUCGGACAGAGGAUAUAUUGUAUGCGUUCAACCUGUAAAAUGGUGACAAGAAAUAGUGUAAAUAAUUUUUUUACGAAUACGACCUAAGAAUAACGAUAUCGCUGGUAGUGGGGUGUUGUAGCGGCACAUGAGUCAUAAGACGAGGCGGAUCGAGUGCGACUCAUGUUAUUGUUUUGCCUCAGGAUAUUGGCACACCCUUGACACACGAAACCUAAUGAUAAAUAAACUCCGGGCAAUACAAUGUUGCCGCUACGUGCAACCGUCGAACAAAGACGAAUUUGAAUUUUUCGGCUCUGCCACAACCAGUAUAAAUAAACGGACACGAUCGCGAGCGAGACAGUAUAUGCCGAGUAUCUACGAAUUAGCGACCAAUAUCUACGAGAUUGUCCGAGUUAUUAUCCGCGUUAUAGUUAUCGAGUUAUCUGCGAGCGAUUACAAAGUAUCGUCGCGAAUGUAUUGAACGAGCGUCUUUCGACGGUAAAAUACUCAAACAUAAUCAGCACAUGGUUUAAGCUUCAAGUUGGAUCUCUAAGAGUACUACCGUCGAAGGAAUCAAAACGACUACCUUUCAUGCUCGUCACCUAUCAUGUUCUCAACAAUUCAGUAGCAGUCAAUGGUGAGCUUGCGGUUUACGGUCAUGGAAAAUGAUCAGGAAUGGGUUUUUCAAUUAGCAAAGUAGAGGUUUGACAAGCAAAUUAAAGCGAAUGUAACAGCUAUGCCGACGUAUCGAGUCACCGGCUUCAAUUGCCGUAUAACGGGUGGUCUUGUAAUACAGAUCGAAAAUGACAAACUGGAUGACAAACGACUGACUGGAACGAUGGUACCCUCAGGCCCAGCCCGCGUAUUGCCCGCACCGCGCAGUCUGCGGCAAGCUCACCAUGGCGCAGCGUCUUAUGCCACCAAAGUCCCACGGUCAGGACCAACGUUUCGUCCACGAAUGCACCAUGCGUGUGGCUGGGAAAAUGGGACAGCUAGGCACCGCAACUCCGCGCUCGACGAGCCGCCGCCUAUCUCUAUCUCAGGAUCCCAGCGGCGGGUGUGCCGGGUGCUGACAUCCAUGUCACAGCAACCAAGCCAGGUCUCCGUAUCCCAAGACAGUUUUUAGCACUUUACCAACCGACACCCUAUUAAUCGGUUUAUCUUCGCCAACGCUUACCAACCGAUAGCCGAUUAAUCGGUUUAUUGUCGCCGAAGUUUACCGA
Molecule: messenger RNA, 1686 nt
Organism: Bombus terrestris (buff-tailed bumblebee)
Lineage: Eukaryota; Metazoa; Arthropoda; Insecta; Hymenoptera; Apidae
Exons: 5
Coding region: 1200-1589 (129 amino acids)
Source: RefSeq, a predicted model, not a curated record